GUGUCCUGCCCGCCUGAAACAACCACGGUGUGCGGGGAGUACCGAGGGUGGCUCCCUCUAACUUACUCCGAGGCAAAACACGACGUGUAAUGCAGUUAAAUGAGCUUUUGUCAGAGUCCACAUAUAACUGACGUUAUCCUGUCGGUUGGUUGUAUUGGAACUUGGAAGCUCCAUAAGCUACCGUUGAUAUAACGUCAUUUCCCUCUCUGUUCUUAACGGUUAAAACCUGAGAGCCGUUGCUCAACUGUCAAACCCAGCUAACAUCAAUGUCGACAGCUCAAAACUAAUCGUCUGCCUGUCUGUGUGUCUGUCCGAGUCUGUCUGUGUGUACGACACCAGUGGCCGGUUGUAUUUACCGAGGUGGACGUGACGCCAAAUUUAAAGUAGCAGGCAGCCAGGGGGGGAUUGCCCUCAGUUGAGCGUUAAGCUAUCAGGCUAACACGCGGCCAGGGGAAAGGUUUGUGGAGAAAAAAAAUCAUAAUAAAUCUGUUCAUUCAGCCCUCUUUCAUCGGAGAGACAAAACCCGGUGAGACUGAGCUCAUUCGCGGGUCUUCGUGAGCGCUGCCCACCGUCCCAUGCCCUCUGCGUGGAUGGGAGAUAGUUAGCCAGCGGAGCCGAAGAGGAAACCAGCCAGCAGUUCUGUUCAACAUGGAGGAUGAAGAGGUUGCAGAGAGCUGGGAAGAGGCGGCGGACAGCGGGGAAAUUGAGAGAAGGCUUGAGGCUAAGCUGAAAAUAAAUCAGGAGGCAAAGAAAUCCAGCUUGGGUUCGGGUGGCUCACCUGUUCGAACUGCUAUUGUAAUCCAGGAUGACUCUCUGCCUGCGGCACCUCCACCACAAAUUCGAAUUUUGAAACGUCCUUCAAAUAACGGUACGGCAGGAAACGCUGCAUCCUCAUCUCGUCCCUCUCAGCAGAUGAAGUCUUUGGCCCAGCGGGAGGCGGAGUACGCAGAAGCCAGACGAAGGAUUUUGGGAAGUGCUUCCUCUGAUGAUACGCCUCAGGACAAUCCAUGCCAGGACAGGCCAGCUCGUAUGAGCACGCAGCAACCAUCAGAACCAGUUCGUCCAAACAAUCAUGUGAUCCGCCAGCCCACCGGCCCAGAUGGCACCUCAGGCUUCCGACUCUGCAGAUAAACAGGAGCUACCUGCUGCAAGGAAUCAGCUGUCUCCCUGAGAGGGCAUGAAGGGUGGCAGUUUAAAAGGGGAUGCGUGUGGUAUGAAGAGCAGAGUGGUGGGAUGAUAAAUAUUUGACAGACAUUAGAAAUAUGAAGACGUAGCAUGGAUUGAAAUCAACUUCUCCACCCUCUCUCUACUCUGCUUACUGGCAUGGUCUUUGCCUUUCACCUUGUCUUUUCCUUCUGGGGAAUGUUGCAAGGGGCUGGCAGAGAUCAGCCAAAGAUCUGAAACCCCUUCUGUUCCACACUGUGAACAGGCUUUUGCCUCACAUCCCUACACACUGUGAUACUUUGAUGUACCAUGAGGUGCCCUAUGAUUUUAAGUAUGAUUGGCCGGCUGAGCGCCAGGGCAUCAGGUGUCUGUCUCUUCAGGGAGAAUAAGGAGACCUCGUUUAUCUGUGGGAAUUUCCCCGGAGACGUGCAAACGAACAAGCUGGCCUUUCCACUGAUGGAGCGUGGAUCAUGGCUGGGUGUCCACCGGGGAGCUGGCCUCAGUUUGUGGAGUUCAGUGGAAAUUAAGUGCUUGACAGUGCUGAGAGUUUGCUGUGUGUUCAGCAGCUUGAGUGCAAGGUGAUAGAAAGUCAAACUGAUCCAACCCUUUUAGUGAAAGUGCACAAAAGUGCGUUUUAAUACUGUAGUUGCAUAGCAAUGGCAGAGGCCCAGACCAGCACUUUCCACAGUCCACAGGCCUCUUGUUUGGCACUGGUGGCUAUGAAAGAAAUGCCCGGUGGGCACACAGCCUGUGGCCAAAGAUUAUAGAUCGGAAGGACAGAAUGUCACAAAAUCUAGGCUUAUUCAAGCAAUAAUAAUGAAUUUACUCCCUGGAUUAUUUUUUACUUAUUGCCUAAUUACCUGUGCCGUGUUUUGUUUCAGAUUAUCUUUUGUUUUAAACAGUUUACGUUGUUUCUUCAUGUUUUUUUUCUGAGACAUAAUAUCUUUAGGUCAGGAGAUCAGUAGUGUAUCAGAUUAGAUGACGUAGUCUGCAUAGGAAACUGUACUGGUAGUGUCAUAUUCAAUUUGUUCAAAUUGGAAAAAGUCAGACCUAUUCAUAAAGUGAAAAUCCAAAGUUAUUGUGCAUGUCCCUCUGUGUUGCCUUGCUGUUUCUGAUCAGAAUAGAUAUGUUGAAACUUCUUUUAUAGCCAGCUGCACUGCAUCUGUCGCAGUAUAUUGACCGAUUGUGCUAUUGAUGGUGGUUGCUUCAGAAAUAACGGUUUGAUGCCCAGUGUGGAAGAAGAUAUAACCACAUGACCGCUGCUUUAUUUUGGAAAAAACUGUCAGGGAAACUUGUGGCAACAACUACUAUUAGAAAUCUCAUCUCAGCCAGAUUCCACAGCCUGGUCUUUCCUGUGGUGGUUUUCACACAAAAGGCUUUAACACCAUUAUUUGUUGCCACCUAUUGAAAAAUAAAUCAAUCUCAUGAAAUACUGAUGAGUUACUAGUACUGAUAGUUACUGGCAGUUUCACAGCAAAAUGAACCCACAGCAAUCUUUGAACCUUUUGUCACUUGUAUGCCUUAAAUGAGAAAUUCCUGGCUACAUUUUCCAGUGGGUAGUGCUUGUUAAUCUUGUGCUCUUUUUGUGCACUUUGUGAUUAUUUCAUUGAAUAAAUCCAAAGCUUAUAGCUGCACUCAGCAUGAGUUUUAGGCAGACACAAAACCAGACUCAGUAAGAGUGCAAUAACGAUUUUCUUACACAACUGUGCUUUUUAACAAAUAAUUUCCAGUGCCAGUCAAACCGCUGAUUGGAAAUACUCACAAGAACUGUAACGAAUAGAAACUAUGAUUAACAGUAAAUUAAUUUGCAUCUACACUGCACCAAACUUAUUGUUAAAACUACUGCGUUUGUAUCACUCAUUCCAACAUCACCAGUGAGUGCAGUGUUGACAAAUGUCUGGGAAAUUAAAUGACGACUUCUUGUUGUUUGAUGACAGAAAUAUAAAUUGUCCAUUACAGCUCAAACAUCUCAAUAUUUCUGUUUUAUGAGAUAGUAUACACUGUUUGUAAACUGGGCCUACAACAUCAAGGAUAAAGCCCACAAUACAUGCUGUUCCCUGGGGAUCAGAUUCAAUUCUUGAAAUAAAAGUGAUUUGUAAUCAUUUUAAAUUGAUAAUUAAAAUCAACCCAUCCUGUACCUUUGUGAUCUACCCAUGAAGCUUUGUUUCAGCCAUUCACAGCCACCUGUCUAGUUUUGAUGUCAGUGUUUAUUUUAAAAACACAAAUGACAUUUGAAUACCCUUUAAUAAACACACUUCAAAAACAGAA
Molecule: messenger RNA, 3432 nt
Organism: Dicentrarchus labrax (European seabass)
Lineage: Eukaryota; Metazoa; Chordata; Actinopteri; Moronidae
Product: SUZ domain-containing protein 1
Exons: 4
Coding region: 649-1131 (160 amino acids)
Source: RefSeq, a predicted model, not a curated record